This is a messenger RNA of Neopsephotus bourkii (Bourke's parrot), 982 nucleotides long. RefSeq names its product carboxymethylenebutenolidase homolog. Gene Ontology annotation, molecular function: hydrolase activity. Lineage: Eukaryota; Metazoa; Chordata; Aves; Psittaciformes; Psittacidae. The transcript has 6 exons. The coding region runs from base 192 to 929 and encodes 245 amino acids. The record is from RefSeq and is a predicted model, not a curated record.
GGAGAAACCCGAUCCCUGCGCUCGCCCCUUUCGUUUUCUGAAUAAGCAUUGUCUCCCGGGAUCACGCGCAGCGGUGGCCAUCUGCACUGAGCUCUUGCGACCUGCCUCCGCUGCCUCGCACACUUGCUGUGCUACAGUAUGGUGUGCUGUGGUAUUCACAACUGGAUAGUUUUUGUUCCCUAGGAUCACACAUGGCUAAUGAAUCAAGGCCCUGCCCAUGUGAUAUUGGAGACAAGUUUGACUAUGGAGGCCGUGGGGAGGAAGUGCAAGUCGAGCACAUCAAGGCGUAUGUUUGCAAACCACCUGCCAGCACAGACAAGGCUGUGAUUGUGAUUCAUGAUAUAUUUGGAUGGGAACUCCCGAACACCAGAUACAUAGCUGAUAUGCUAGCAACUAAUGGAUACAUAGCCACCUGCCCAGAUUUUUUUGUGGGACAAGAAGCUUGGAAACAUUCUAAUGACUGGGCAACUUUCGAUGACUGGCUGAAAACCCGAAAUGCCAGCAAAAUAGACAAAGAAGUUGAUGUCAUACUGAAGUAUCUAAAGGAACAAUGUGGUGCAAAGAAGAUUGGUGUCAUUGGGUUUUGCUGGGGUGGAGCAGCAGUACAACAUCUGAUGCUGAAAAAUCCUCAUUUACAGGCUGGGGUGUCCCUCUAUGGAGUGAUAAAGUUCUUUGCGGACACAUCCAGUUUUCUUCAUCCCACCUUCUUCAUUUUUGGUGAAAAGGAUGAGAUCAUCCCAUUGCAGCAGGUCGCCGUACUGGAGCAGAAGCUUAAACAAAACUGUAAAGUUGAUUAUGAAGUUAAAAUUUACCCUGGCCAGACGCAUGGGUUUGUACAUCGCAAAAGAGAAGAUAUCAAUCCUCAAGAUAAACCUUACAUUGAGGAAGGAAGAAAGGAUAUGAUCAACUGGCUGAAUAAAUAUCUCUAGCAUAAAUAAAUGUCCCUAAUAUAAGUCAAUUGUUGACAGAAACCAGAAAAUAA